UUCCCGAAUGACUCUCUCUCUCUCUCUCUCUCUCACUCUCUCUCUGCCAAUUUUUAAUCCACUGGUAAAUGUAAUGAAGACGCUAUCACGAACAAAUCGGAUUACCUCUACUUUCUGUUAGUGUAAAAAUAGUAAUUACCAUAAACACAAUCAGGAACAAAUGCACCAAGAAUUUUCAGAGCGUACAUUUUCUGCAUGGGCUUUUGAUUUGAUUGAUUUUCAAUUCAUUUUUUCAAAUUGGAGCCAAUAAUUUUCUCCUCGUCUUUUUCCGUUGAGUGGUGGCCACGCUGAAGCGGCGGUGCCAUCUCUCUUCCGGCUGUGUCCCAGCGGACGCCGCCGCCGAUAUGACGACUGGAAACGAUUCUCAUACGCCGCCCACUGCUGCCGAACCACAGCUUGACCCGGAGGCUAGCGUCAUCGACGUUGAUGCUGCUUCCGCCAAUGCAAAAGGCUGGGCAGCCGAUGAAGAAGAGUACUCCGAUCCUUUCGACAUUGGCAACACUAAAAAUGCGUCCCACGAAUCGCUCAAGCGUUGGAGAGAAGCUGCACUUGUUCUUAAUGCUUCACGUCGGUUCCGGUACACAUUGGAUUUGAAAAAAGAAGAUGAAAAAGAACAACGAAGAAGCAUGAUAAGAGCACAUGCUCAAGUCAUACGAGCUGCAUUGCUUUUCAAGUUGGCAGGACAGCGAGCAAUCGUAUUGGGUACAGCAGUGACUCCUCCAACUCCCAAUGGGGAUUAUGGAAUUGGUCUCGAAGAACUUGCGUCAAUGAGCAGGGACCAUAAUAUUUCUGCACUACAACAAUAUGGAGGGGUUAAAGGAUUAUCAAAGAUGCUAAAAACAAACACAGAAACUGGAAUUGUUGGUGAUGAUGAAUUACCACAACGACGGAAUGCCUUUGGGUCAAAUACAUAUCCUACAAAGAAAGGACGAAGUUUCUUGAGGUUUCUUUGGGAGGCUUGGCAAGAUUUAACCCUCAUCAUCUUAAUAAUAGCCGCUGCGGCAUCAUUGGCUCUUGGCAUAAAAACAGAGGGCCUGGAUGAUGGAUGGUAUGAUGGAGGAAGCAUUACCUUUGCUGUACUUCUUGUUAUCUUUGUUACCGCAACCAGUGAUUACAGGCAGUCACUCCAGUUUCAAAAUCUGAAUGAGGAAAAGCGAAAUGUACAAGUGGAGGUUAUAAGAGGUGGUAGAAGGGAUAAGAUUUCAAUAUAUAACAUUGUCGUUGGUGAUGUCAUACCUCUCAAGAUAGGUGAUCAGGUUCCUGCUGACGGAAUCUUGAUAAAUGGUCAUUCUCUCGCCAUUGAUGAAUCUAGCAUGACAGGGGAAAGCAAGAUUGUUCACAAAGACCAGAAAUCACCAUUUUUGAUGUCAGGUUGCAAGGUAGCGGAUGGUGCUGGAACCAUGCUGGUAACUGGUGUGGGAAUUAAUACUGAAUGGGGAUUGUUGAUGGCUAGUAUUUCAGAAGAUACAGGGGAAGAAACACCAUUGCAGGUACGCCUGAAUGGGGUUGCCACUUUCAUAGGCAUCGUGGGGCUGACUGUUGCUCUUUCCGUGCUCAUUGUUCUCUUGACCAGGUUUUUCACCGGGAAUUCAAAAAAUGCUGACGGAUCUGUUCAGUUUGUCCGUGGGAAGACUAGCAUUGGUCAAACUGUUGAUGGAGCCAUAAAAAUUAUUACCGCUGCAGUCACAAUUGUGGUUGUCGCAGUCCCAGAAGGUCUUCCUCUUGCUGUAACCUUGACCCUAGCGUACUCUAUGAAGAAAAUGAUGGCUGACAAGGCUUUGGUGCGGAGGCUUUCAGCUUGUGAAACUAUGGGAUCUGCAACAACCAUUUGUAGCGAUAAGACUGGAACAUUAACCCUGAAUCAGAUGACAGUAGUUGAGGCCUAUGUUGGGAGAAAACAAAUUGAUCCUCCAGAAGAUGGCUCACAGCUGAAUACAGCAGUUUCCUCUCUUCUAGAUGAGGGAAUAGCUCAGAAUACUGCAGGCAGUGUAUUUCCAUCUAAGGACGGUGCAGGGAUAGAUGUUUCUGGAUCUCCCACUGAAAAAGCUAUUCUUCAUUGGGGUGUCAAGUUGGGGAUGAAGUUUGAUGCCGUGAGAUCAGAAUCUAUUAUUCUCCAUGUUUCUCCUUUUAAUUCCACAAAGAAACGAGCGGGUGUUGCAUUACGAGUACAGACUGACUCUCAAGUUCAUCUACACUGGAAGGGAGCAGCUGAAGUAAUUUUAGCCUCAUGUUCACAAUAUAUGGAUGCAAAUGGUAGCUUGCAGUCUAUUGAUGAGGAUAACAAGGUCUUUUUCAAGGAUGCUAUUGAAACUAUGGCUGCAAAAAGCUUGAGGUGCGUUGCCUUUGCUUAUAAAACAUGUGAGACAGACAAGGUUCCAACUGGAGAAGAACAAUUGGAGCAAUGGACUUUACCUGAAGAUGAUCUUGUUUUGCUUGCAAUUGUUGGUAUAAAGGUGGGAACUCUGAAGAAUUAUACGAAUUCUCAUUUUCAAGGCAUCAUAACAUUUCGUGAGUUGUCUGACAAAGAGAGAGAGCAAGUUGCAAAAAGGAUAUCGGUUAUGGGAAGGUCGUCGCCUAGCGACAAGCUUUUGCUCGUGCAAACAUUGCGUAAACUAGGGGACGUUGUUGCUGUAACUGGAGAUGGAACCAAUGAUGCUCCUGCAUUGCACGAGGCUGAUAUUGGUCUUGCCAUGGGAAUACAAGGAACUGAAGUUGCAAAAGAAAGCUCAGACAUCAUUAUCUUGGAUGACAAUUUUUCUUCAGUAGUAAAGGUUGUCCGCUGGGGGCGUUCCGUAUAUGCAAAUAUUCAGAAAUUUAUCCAGUUUCAGCUCACUGUUAAUGUUGCAGCUCUUGUAAUAAAUGUUGUUGCAGCAGUUUCUUCUGGCGACGUCCCUUUAAACACCGUGCAGCUUCUUUGGGUUAAUCUCAUCAUGGAUACAUUGGGAGCUCUGGCAUUGGCUACCGAACCACCAACUGACCAACUUAUGCAUAGACCUCCAGUUGGUCGAAGGGAGCCUCUUGUAACAAAUAUCAUGUGGAGGAACUUGCUUAUACAGGCUAUAUAUCAAGUUACAGUUCUCCUUAUUUUUAACUUCUCUGGCAAGAUCGUUCUCAACUUGAAGAAUGAGCUGCCAGAACAUGCUAACAUGGUGAAGAAUACUGUGAUAUUUAAUGGAUUUGUUCUUUGUCAAAUAUUCAAUGAGUUCAAUGCUCGGAAACCAGAAGAGAUGAAUGUCUUUGAAGGGGUGACCAAAAACCACUUCUUCAUAGGCAUAGUGGGAACUACAUUUAUACUUCAGAUAAUCAUCAUUGAGUUCCUUGGAAAGUUCGCCACAACAGUUAAGCUGAGUUUGAAUCUAUGGCUAGUUUGCCUCGCCAUUGGUAUUUUCAGCUGGCCCCUUGCUGCUGUUGGAAAACUGAUUCCAGUUCCACAGACACCUCUAGCCAAGGUGUUCAUUAAGCCGUACCAGAGAUGUGUUGCAGCUCGUCAUAAUUCUAGUUAAUAAAUAUUAUCCAAUGUUUCCAUACAUUAAGAAGCCCAUCCAAUUGCUUGAAGAUCGAAGUAAAUGUCGCUACCUUGGCACUUUGAAUCUAUGAAUAUAUAUGAUAAUAUAUCAACUUAUCAAAAUGGGAUUAGAACCAAAAAUAGGUGAUUAAUUCAUGUACAGCACAUGUACAUGGAAAAAAUUCAGUAUAUGUGCUAUUGCCUUGAACUCGGUUGCUUUCACCCUUUUUUUUUUGGACAUACUUUAUUGUACUUUAAUUCAAUAAAAAGAGUGGUAAUUAAUGGA
Messenger RNA from Olea europaea var. sylvestris, 3791 nucleotides. RefSeq names its product calcium-transporting ATPase 9, plasma membrane-type-like. The record is from RefSeq and is a predicted model, not a curated record. The transcript has 32 exons. Gene Ontology annotation, cellular component: membrane; intracellular membrane-bounded organelle. Lineage: Eukaryota; Viridiplantae; Streptophyta; Magnoliopsida; Lamiales; Oleaceae. Gene Ontology annotation, molecular function: ATP hydrolysis activity; calmodulin binding; ATP binding. Bases 345 to 3503 code for a protein of 1052 amino acids. Gene Ontology annotation, biological process: calcium ion transmembrane transport.